AUGAAACUCAAAAGAACCCCCAAUGCAUACUUUGAGGGGCUGUGGAGAAAUGGCGACAGUCUUGGAGCGCCCCGCUUCGAUCCCGCCGCGACUGAAGCGAUCAGCUGGAGUGAAUCCCAGAUCGGCGAGGCUGGCGAUGGCUUCUUCAUCCGGAAAAGCGGCGGCGACGAGGGCGAGCUCUUUCGUUUUGUGGAAGUCACGGCAGAGGAGAAGAUCCUGGAGCGCCUGAGAAGCAGCGCCUACAAGGUAAAGCUCGUCACUAGCACGAGUCCCAGUUCUAGUUUUUCCGAGCCUGGAGGACGGAUUUGGCUGGCUUUGAUAGGCCAGAGUGGAGAAACCGCGCUGCGAUGCGUGGAUUCGGGGACACGGUUCCAAAAGGGGGAUGUUGAUGUGGUGGAGUUCCUGGGACCGGACCUGGGAAAGCUUGAAGCCAUAUGGAUUGGACCAGAGAGAGGUGCCUGGAGGCUCGAAGAAGCUGUAGUGACCGUAGCUCCUGGAAACGAAGCCGCGAGUUCCAGAGGCGUGAAUUACAUUUUUAGAGGCGAUGGCGAGCUGCUUGGCGAUGGUGGUGAUGUUUUGGCCGUAGAACUCAAGCCACAGGUGAUUGAAUCGGAUCCAGCAAGUUCUCCACGACCAAACGAUGAUGCCAACACGAUGAAACAGUAUGAGUCCUUAAAGCGUUCUCUCUUGGUGUCACACGCGACUCUGGUUGCUCUUGGAGCUGGAGUUCUAGCACUGUCGAGCUCCAGGGACGUCGCACUAGCCUUUUCACUGGGUGGAGCUCUUGGGUUGGUUUACUUGCUCUCACUGGAAGGGGUGGUGGAUCGGAUUGGCAAAGGCGAGACUACAUUCAGGAAACCUUCCGUGCUGGUUUUGCUCGUAGCUGUGAUAUUCUUUGCGGCUGUGAUCAAAGGCUCUGUCAUACUCCAGGACAGGGAACUUAGCCCCGGGUUGCUAAUGGGAGGAGUGGCUGGGUUUUUAAUGUAUAAAGUUGCAGUCUUCAUGGCUGCCACCAAGAAAGAUUAAAAUCAAAAGCUCUUUUUGAAGGUCACAUGAGACUUAAAA
Messenger RNA from Selaginella moellendorffii, 1065 nucleotides. RefSeq lists its product as uncharacterized. Bases 1 to 1026 code for a protein of 341 amino acids. NCBI's taxonomy places the organism in Eukaryota, Viridiplantae, Streptophyta, Lycopodiopsida, Selaginellales, Selaginellaceae. The transcript is spliced from 4 exons. Gene Ontology annotation, molecular function: protein binding. The record is from RefSeq and is a predicted model, not a curated record.